CUUGGUUUUUUAAAUGUGAAUCUUAAUUUUCGUUUUUGGAGAAGAUUUAUCAUGUGCUUGCUCCAUAAGCAGCAGCUGUCAAAUUAGGUUUUUUUAAAUUUAUUACGCCUAAUUAAGUUGCAGAAUGUUUUUCCGGUUUUGAUGCUUUAACCCCUUCAAUCCUGGAAAUUUCUAAAUAACGUGAAACAUGCCGUCACCUCCAAGAAGAAAAACUCAUAGAGAAAAACGACGAGAACGAGAAGGAAACCGAUCCGUUGGAAGGGAACGAAGACAUUCAGUGGAUCGAGAGAAGAGCCGAGAUAGAAGUCGGGAACGUCGUGAUCGAGACAGAGAACGAGAUCUAAGACCUCGUGACUACCGCCGGAGAUCCAGGUCUAGAUCGAGAUCAUAUGAUAGAGGGCGUGAUAAAUCUCCUCAGUCAUCGUCGUCUAGAAGAUUUCAUGCCAAACCGACAAUAACGGAGGCAGACCUAGAAGGUAAAACGCCCGAUGAACAGGAAAUGCUAAAAACAAUGGGGUUCUGCGGUUUUGACACAACUAAAGGUAAGAAAGUGGAAGGUAACAACGUAGGUGAGGUUCACGUAAUUCUAAAGCGAAAAUAUAGACAGUACAUGAAUCGAAAAGGCGGAUUUAACCGACCAUUGGACUUUGUUGCCUAGCUUUGGUAUAUGUUUAAGUUGCUCAUAAACAAAAAUCGGUCAGAUUUUUGUAGGUUGUACGUAUGUAUGCGGUAGAGCGUUACAAGCUACUUAUAGUUUUAAUGGUAAUUUCGUAUUCAUUUCCCGGAAAUGAUUUUAUUCAAUGGGUAUAAUUAAAGUAAUUCCAAGCAUCCAAUUCAUCCUCCAUAAAGUACAAUAGUUGAAACAUAGCACAACAAACGGGUUCCAUAAUACUGCAAUAGCCAUCUUCAUAUACACAAUCACACAUGACUAAAUUUACCACAACAAUGCAAUAGCCAGGAAAGCAGUGCAAGAACGUACGACAUAGCAAAAAUUACUUUCGCUUCACAAAAGUGCCUUGAUGUUUGUAUCAUACUAUAUUUCAUUGAAGUAUCUCGACGCGCGAACUAUUUAGUUUUGUUCAGUUUAACACGAAUUAUAUAAUAUCGUUUUCAUUGUAUCGCGAUAGAAAAUAAAUCCAUGUAAUAAACUUGAAUCUAAGUGAAUUCAGUAUUAGAAGAGCUCUCAUUUUCUUUAUAUUUUGAUAGCUUUGGCGGUAUUACAUUAUAAAGAAAUCGUUCGAUUUCUUUUAUCGUGAUAGAAUAGAAACGCCAUUGUAUUACCUCCUUGGACAUGACUAUGUAUACAUGUUUUUAUUACUUACUAGAAGAUAUAUAAUACAUUUUUCGUCAUUUCAAAUUGAUGGAUAUUUGACUACUAACGGCAAUUAACUAGUUCUAACAGUAAAUGUAGUAAUGCAUCGUGCUGAACCCACAAUUGCCGCAUGUGUUAAUAUCAAGCUUUUUAUAUCUAAUAAUAACUAUCAAUCCGCAAUAAACUAAAGCAACCUGUACCACUUGAUUUAUGUAGAUGAUAUUACCUAUAUGGUAAGAUUUGAGACUUUCGUUCAAUUAGAUUACUAAUCUGAACUUUAAAAAACUUUGCAUGUCGUUACGGUUCGAGCACUUGUUUUAUAUACAAACAACCAAACCUCAUAGUUUUAUUCACCACAGUUAACAAUAGCAUCAAAAGAGAAACUUUAAUAUACCUCAAAUAAUAUUAAGAAAAUACAUGUUUUAUAUGUACCCAUGUACGUUAUUCGUUUUGUAGCUGUAGCUAGAAUACAUUUUCAUUACCAAUUUUGUUUGAUUUCUUGAGUGAUAUCAGCGAAUGGUACUCUAGUACCUAUUAACAUUUCAUAUAUGAAAUAAAAAACUGGAUUGAGAAUCGUCAAACAAAUAAGUGACAAGCAUAAAGCACAUAAGUAUCACUAUAUUUUUCUAAACCCCGAUUCAUAAAAUCAAGAAAUAUAAUGUAAAAUUGUGUCAUAAUUUUAUCCCAGGCAUUCCCUGAAAAACUGUAAAUUAUGUUAUCGUUACCUUUUGAUUGAUUUACUUUAGAGAAGAAUACGACAAAUUAUUUUCAGAUAAUCAGUUAUUAAAAAUUAAAAUUAGUAAUUUGUGAACAAAGUAAAACAGUAAUAAAAUAAAUACAAUGUUUAGUCUAUUUAUAAUCAAUGCUAAUAAAAUGAACAAAAAAUCGAAUUCGACUAUACUGGUUACAGUCAACAUUGAAUAUAUUCUGAUGAAUCACAAAAAAUUGUAUAAAGCACAAGAAUAAAUUUCGCUCGGGAGUCGCAUAAUUUUACAGCAAAUUUUUUUUUGUAAUGAAUACAUUGACUUCUACAGUUUUUGGACAGAUAAUGCGGUACAAAUCGCGUGUACAACUCAUUAUAUUAUCGUAACCGUUGGUUGUCUAUAUAGUAAUGAUUUUCCCAAAAAGCGUACGACCGAUUAAUUUAUUGUAUACGUAUAUGCAUAAAGCACUUGUACCCUAACUGUACGUCCGUUAAUUGAACUGUAUUUUAAUUUUUCGUUUACCGAUUGCACGACAGUGCAACUUUUAAGCAAUUACGUAUGCAUCAAACUGCACCUGGGUUUCAAUCUAGCACUGCCAUGCAUUAAAGUUUAUUGGCGUUCGCAGAUGUAUUAAAAUCAAUGGAUGCAGUGCGUGCGUGAUUAUCAAAAGAAUAGAUGUUCUUGAAUUGAAACUGGCAAUUUCUUUUAAGUAGGAAACACAAUCGUCAACUGCAUCAACGUUUUCGUACAAUUAGCACACAAGUACUGUAGUAGAAAACUCGAGAAUUGAUUGAAAAUAUCACCAUUCGAUAAAUCCUACUUUGUUAAACAAGCAUUGCGAAAUAGCCAGUUAUACAUUUUUAUUGUUUAUUUAUAAAGAAGAAAGAACUAUUAGGUAGGAACUAAUGGCGAAUUCUUUUAUUAACCUGGGUUCGUGCUAUCUCUAACUCAAAAUUAAUUAGCGAAAUCCGAAGUUUGACAAAUCAACUCAUAAAUCUUAUGAUUUAUUGGUUUCCGUGUUAAUUCCGAUGAAUACUGAAUUAGUUCAUUAUCGCUUUAACAGUAGUUUGAUUAUAGACCGUGCUAACAGGGUGAACCAGGUUAAUAAGUGAGUUUGGUAUAGGUGUAGCAAGUCACUACCUGUUUCUAAGAGCUGAUUAUAAAAUUCAUGCCCCAAACUUAGCUAUUUGUAGGUUAAUGCAACAGAACAUAAUAAGUUGAAACCUUAAAACUAAAUCCAUUUAAAACGCUAAAACUCACAUUUUAAUAGGUAAUAACGCUGUAGGUAUUUUCAGUUUCGUUCUCACAUUUUAUGAUAUUUUCUAACUAUUGAGAUAUCUCGUUAUUUAUCCUUGAUUUUCAUUUUCCGACUUUUGGUUACAAAUCACUAAGGGUUUGUGUGCUUUAAGAGACGUAGAUUCAACUUUUAUGUAUGUUGUCUCAACCUAUAAGGUCGAAAUAUUUAAAUGUGUAUAUAAAUUACACUUACACAAAAAAAUCAUUUGCCGGAAUAUACUUCUAACCGUUGGCAUACGAUUAUUUCAAACAAUUUCAUCAUUAAAAAU
Molecule: messenger RNA, 3581 nt
Organism: Sabethes cyaneus
Lineage: Eukaryota; Metazoa; Arthropoda; Insecta; Diptera; Culicidae
Gene: ytr
Product: U4/U6.U5 small nuclear ribonucleoprotein 27 kDa protein
Exons: 4
Coding region: 188-658 (156 amino acids)
Biological process (GO): RNA splicing
Cellular component (GO): precatalytic spliceosome
Source: RefSeq, a predicted model, not a curated record